AGUUUCUAGAGUUUUAUGUUAUUGAUCCAUCUGAAGACAGAACCUAAAUGUACAGCGGCCUUCGGGAGGCGAAGGAGGCCAUUCUAAGUCACGUCAAGCAGAUCAUGCUGCUUUUUAAACGUCUCCUGAAAUGUAACUGUGAUUGAAGUAGGACACAGAUGUAGCUGGCACAUUUUGCAGUAUCUCUUUUUGCACUUGAAGCUGAGGGUCAGUAUCGACUGGCUCCAAAGUCUGAUUGUUUAAACAUGCCUACAUUAGGUUUUUACCUGCACCUUUGCACAGAUUAUUAAUUAUUAUAGCUGAGCAGCACAUUGCUGCUUUGAAGCAACUGACUUUAAAUGAUUAUAGUAGACAUUCAUAAAAGACGUAUUAACCUUCAUCAGAUUUAUUUUAUUUUUGACAAUUCAAUAAUCCUGACACAACAUUUUGUUCCCUUAUGCAAGUGUAACCCGUCUGAUAGGUUGGUCAGUGACCCCUCUGCGUGCCGUGGGUAUUCCCAGCUCUGUCAGUGGGAGUAUAAAGUCACAGGGACUGACAGAGCUGAUUUGACUGAUUUCUUCGUUCUCUUCUUCAGCUACGGGAGCAGUGAACAAAAACAGCCACUCUUUUGAUUAACAUGCGCUGGUCUGGGUUGGGGACUGUGUUCCUGCUGUGUUGUGCAGCUGUGUGUGUGUCUGGGAUGAGAAGAGUUUACUUCCUCAAGAUAGAGGAGGUGUCCUGGAACUAUGCGCCGAGUGGGAAGAACAUCAUACAGAACCGCACACUGGAGCAGGAUGAAGAAGCGGCCGUCUUUCUGCAGCCGGGCCCCCAGCGCAUCGGCUCCACGUACAAGAAGGCUGUGUACAAGCAGUACUCUGACGCCACCUACAGAACAGAGGUGAUGAAACCAGACUGGCUGGGCUACCUGGGGCCCGUGCUGAUGGCUGAGGAGGGGGACACUGUGAUCGUCCACCUGAAGAAUGCAGCCUCCAGACCGUACAGCGUCCACCCGCACGGAGUCAACUACACCAAGGGCAACGAGGGAGCCUUGUACCCAGACGGCACCAGCCCGGAUCUGAAGCGUGACGACUCAGUCGCUCCUGGUGCAACACAAACAUAUGAGUGGACCCUCCCAGAAUCCCACAGUCCAAAGGCACAAGAUGGCAACUGCCUGACCAGAUUCUACCAUUCCCACGUCAGUCCACCCAAAGACAUCGCAUCAGGGCUGAUCGGACCCUUCAUCACCUGCAAACCAGGUGUUCUGGACGUACACGGUGACAGUUCAGGAGACUACAUGUACGCGCUGCUGUUCAUGGUCUCAGAUGAGAACUUCAGCUGGUACCUGGAUGACAACAUCAGGACCAACAUCAGAGCUCCUCCCACUAACCUGAAGGAGGACGACGACUUCAUCGAGAGCAACAAGAUGCACGCUAUAAACGGUUAUGUCUUUGGAAACCUGCCCGGACUGAGCAUCUGCCAAGGCAAGAAGGUCCACUGGUACCUGAUCGGCUUAGGGAACGAGGUGGACAUGCAUUCCGUCCAUUUUCAUGGUCAAAUCCUGACAGCAGAGCAGCGCCACACAGACACCGUCAGCCUCUUCCCUGCGUCCAGCGUCACAGCGGAGAUGGUAGCCGACAACACGGGGCACUGGCUGCUGACCUGCGACGUCAACGACCACCUGACGGCCGGCAUGCAGGCCUUGUUUGAGGUCAAGAAGUGUUUCCCCCACGUCCAUAAGCCGCGGCCGUACGGGGAGCUCAGACAGUUCUUCAUCGCUGCUGAAGAGGAGGAGUGGGACUACGCUCCCAGCGCCCCCACUGAUGAAGAGGCUCAGAUGUUUGUAACCAGAAGUGGAAACCGCAUCGGAAGCCGGUACAAGAAGGUUCGCUACGUGGAGUACACCGACAACACCUUCACAACAAAGCUUCUCCGCAGCCAACAGGAGCAGCACCUUGGCAUUCUGGGUCCUGUGCUGCGAGCUGAGGAGAAGGACACCAUCAAGGUGGUGUUCAAGAACAAAGCCAGCAGGCCGUACUCCGUCCAGCCACACGGCGUUCAGUACGAUAUAGAACAAGACGGGACGCUGUAUCACAACGAGCUGGAAGAGUCGUACACAGAGAAGAAACUGAGAGAGUUAAAGAAAGAGACAAGGGUGGUGACUCCUACCCCAGCUGCUCUGGUGAAACCCGGGACCAUGCACACGUACGAGUGGACGGUUCCUGUGGGAGCUGGUCCAGUUCAGGGAGAGGCCGACUGCCUGUCCUACAUCUACUACUCAGCAGUGGACAACGUCAGAGACACCAACUCUGGACUGGUUGGACCGCUCCUCAUCUGUCGACAGGGGUCGCUGAAGAAAGGAGUACAGAAAAACUAUGACAAAGAGUUCCACCUUUUGGCCACAGCGUUUGAUGAAAACCUGAGCUGGUAUCUGGACGACAACAUCAAGGCCUUCACCACGGCUCCCUUAACUAUUAAGGAGAACGCAGACUUUCAGGAGAGCAACAAGAUGCAUGCCAUCAACGGCUUUGUGUACAACAACCUUCCAGGCCUGACCAUGUGUAAGGGCGAUAAAGUGACCUGGCACUUGUCAGGUCUGGGGUCAGAGACGGACAUCAACAGCCUCUACUUCCAGGGAAACCGCUUCAUCUAUCGCCAGAACAGACGGGACUCCAUCAGCCUUUUCCCUCACGUCUCCCACACGGUCACCAUGGAGCCGGACAGCAUGGGUCAGUUUGAAGUGGUGUCUCCUACAGUGAACAACUACCGUGGUGGGAUGAGAGCGAACUACACGGUACAGAAGUGCAGCGUCUUUCAGCGUCAGGGUGAGAUAAUGCUAAGCUCCAAAAACUACUACAUCGCUGCCGUGGAAAUAGACUGGGACUACUCUCCGAACCGCACGUGGGAAGCUGAGAUGUUCCGUGGCCAAGAGAAUCCCGCCCCGGUCUUUGUGGACCAGCAGGGGGGGCUCAUAGGCUCCCGCUACAAGAAGGUGGUCUACCGCCAAUACACCGACAACAAGUUCAGCAAACAGGUGGAGGUAACUGCUGAGACGGAGCAUCUUGGCAUUCUGGGGCCGAUGAUUCACGCCAAGGUGGGCGACAAAGUAAACGUGUUCUUCAAAAACAUGGCAUCCAGACCCUAUUCUAUUCACGCCCAUGGAGUCAAGACAGACACCCCAGAGGUUCAACUGACCCAACCAGGUGAAACAAACACCUACACCUGGUAUAUUACAAAGAACACGGGACCAACGGCAGAGCAGGAGGAGUGCGCCGUGACAGCGUACUACUCCACCGCUGAUGUAGUGAAGGACCUGUACAGUGGCCUGAUUGGUCCCUUGGUGAUCUGUCAGACUAGCAUCACCAGGUUACUGGGACUGAAAAAGUCGGUGGAAGAGUUUGCUCUGCUUUUUUUGGUUUUUGAUGAGAAUGAAAGUUGGUAUCUGGAUGAAAAUAUCAAGACCCAUGUUAGAAACCCUCGACCAAACCUGAAGGAUGACGAAACAUUUAUAGAGAGCAAUAAGUUGCAUGCCAUUAAUGGGUAUGUGUACGGCAACCUGAACGGCUUAAACAUGGAGGUGGAUGAGAAGGUGUACUGGUACCUGAUGGGAAUGGGCAACGACGUGGACAUACACACCGUUCACUGGCAUGGCCACAGUGUGGAGUACAAGCUGGGUGGAGGUCCUCACCAGGCUGACGUGUUCGAGCUGUUUCCAGCCACCUUCCAGACCGUAAAGAUGCGUCCUAAGUAUCCUGGUACAUGGCUGCUGCACUGCCACGUCGUUGAUCACAUCAAGGCUGGAAUGGAGGCCAUGUACACGGUCACUGAACCAGAUGUCGUGAAGGUGGAAACGCUGGUGCAGUAUAAAAGUGGAGCAGAGGCAUUUGAAGCAGUAUCAUCACGAGGAAACCAACCUACAUCCCAGCUUUUACCUGCUCAUCACGAUGAAGAUGAUCCUUCCUCUGACUCUCAUUGUGACGCUCUUCAGCACAGCUGGAGCUCUUCAGUGUGAAACCUGCACAAACACCCAGUGUUCAAGCACAGCUCCAGUGACCUGUACCUCAGAGACCAUGUGUGUAACAGCUUCCAUCCAAGCCACUUCAUCUGGAACUACAGUGUCACAGAUCUUCAAGGCCUGUGCGUCGUCCUCCUUGUGUCCAGCUGCAGGAAAUCAGACAUUUUCACUGGAUCUGAGAGCUUACAGUGCUUUCACCUCUGCUCAGUGCUGCAACACAG
Molecule: messenger RNA, 4212 nt
Organism: Betta splendens (Siamese fighting fish)
Lineage: Eukaryota; Metazoa; Chordata; Actinopteri; Anabantiformes; Osphronemidae
Gene: cp
Product: ceruloplasmin
Exons: 26
Coding region: 617-3988 (1123 amino acids)
Biological process (GO): iron ion transport
Cellular component (GO): plasma membrane
Molecular function (GO): oxidoreductase activity; copper ion binding
Source: RefSeq, a predicted model, not a curated record